Molecule: messenger RNA, 963 nt
Organism: Fusarium subglutinans
Lineage: Eukaryota; Fungi; Ascomycota; Sordariomycetes; Hypocreales; Nectriaceae
Product: alcohol dehydrogenase
Exons: 4
Coding region: 1-963 (320 amino acids)
Molecular function (GO): oxidoreductase activity, acting on NAD(P)H
Source: RefSeq, a predicted model, not a curated record
AUGAAGGAAGCAAUUAUUUCCCAGGGACCCCAGGUGGAAAUCAUCGAGUCUCCGAUCCCAACUCCUGCCGGAGGCCAAGUUCUCAUACGGAACUUUGGCGACAACAUGGCGGGAUAUGUUGAGUCAGUCGGCCCCGGCGUUUUCGAGUUCCAGCCUGACGACUUGGUUGCUGCAUUCCACGAGAUGUAUACUCCUCAUGGUUCAUUUGCAGAAUAUGCCAUUGCCCCUGCCAACACUACGUUUCCUCUUCCGCAAAACAUAUCUUUUGAACAAGCUGCGACUGUGCCGCUGGCCUCCAUGACAGGUGCGAAGAAUAUAUAUCGGAUACCACCGCUUGUUUUUUACGGUGCCGGGGCCGCAGUUGGGAAUUUUGCCGUUCAACUCGCCCGCAAAAGCCAGCUUCAUCCUCUCAUCUGUGUUGCUGGGCAAUCGAAAGAUCAUGUCGAAACGCUUAUCGACCGCAGCAAGGGAGAUACAAUCAUUGACUACCGUCUCGGACCCGAACAUGUCGUCGCUGAGAUUAAGAAAGCUGUAGGCGGGAAACCUCUAUUGUACGCGUUCGAUUCCGUUGCUGAAAAGGGGAGUGACAAGAUCUUGGGUGCUGUUAUAGACCCACCGAAUGGAAAGAUCGCCAUGGUUCGGCCCAAUGACCGUACAAAGAUCUGCAAGACACCUGGAGUGAAGAUGGACUUUUUCACCCUACCCAAGAUGGAAGGGGUACCAGAAGCAGUUGAGGCGUUCUGGACCGCUGUGGGCUCUGUCCAUGGAGCCGACAAGCAUUUCGGCUUUGUCUUCUCUCGCUACAUUGCCCUGGGUCUUGAGGAGGGCUGGUUCAAACCGCACCCAUUUGAAGUCAUUCCGGGAGGUCUGAAUGGUCUCACAGAUGGUUUGACAAGGCUUCUUACUGGUCAGGCGCAUGCGGUAAAGUAUGUAUACCGGAUCGGGAAACAUGACUGCAAGUAG